Messenger RNA from Blastomyces dermatitidis ER-3, 1053 nucleotides. RefSeq lists its product as uncharacterized. The record is from RefSeq and is a predicted model, not a curated record. The transcript is spliced from 2 exons. NCBI's taxonomy places the organism in Eukaryota, Fungi, Ascomycota, Eurotiomycetes, Onygenales, Ajellomycetaceae. The coding region runs from base 1 to 1053 and encodes 350 amino acids.
AUGAGUGAUACGCCUGUUACUCCAGAGUCCAGCUCAAGGCCCAGGACCACACGCUCCACUAGACGACUCAUUGAUAGGAUGACCACUCAUUAUGAGGAGGCUCCUGACUUGCAAGAUGAGGCUGAGGUCAGUUUUCGCCAGAGUAUGGAAUUUGAUGAUGAGACAAUGGAGGAGCUUCAGGACAAAGGAAAGCAGAGUCAACAUCCAUCUGCAGAAUCUGUUCAUUCCAACCCAUUGAAUCCUCCACCAUCCCCCACCCCCGGAAUGCUGACUUUUAACAGUGAUCUGAAUCAACCUAUCUAUUGCACCGCAGGCAAUCUUAUGGAUCUUAUGCAGAUGAUGCUACAGAACCAGAUGGCUGCGGCUGAAACCACUCAACAUCUCACUACACCUGUCCCUGCACAAAGAGACACUACAAGAGAUGAGUUGCGGGAAUACCAGAAGGAAGUCAAAUAUGUACUAGACAUCAAAUCAGUGAUCACAUUUGAUGGCUCUAAUUAUGAAGCCUGGCGUGUUGGUAUGUUGGCUGAUGCGGAAGUUAUUGGUGGAACUGACAUCCUAUUGAGGACCCAACGAGAAUCCCCUUUUACAUGUCAUAUCGACUCCGAGAAGUGGAGGAUCCGUUCCAAGUCUCUAUAUAGGUUCAAGGAGAAUGAUUAUCUUACUUUCCAGAGAUGUUUUUGCUAUCUUGUCGCCCGUCACAAGGAGCUCUGUCAGAGCACUGAGGAUGUAUACCAUGAUCUUUUCCUCAACAACCUGCAAGACUACCAAAGACCGUUUGUCAAGACACGUUUGGAUGAGUUUUUCUCCACUGGCCAGGGACCCAUUGUCAACAUUGAUAUUGAUGAUUUGAUGAAGCAACUGACCAAUUGUACAUCCAAGAAGAUCACCACCGAGCGGAAAAAGCAGCCUCAGGCCGAUUCUGUGACUGCGAAAAAGGACAAGGACAAAGAUAAGGACAAAGAUGAGGACAAAAGCACACCUGUAUGGAAGUGCACUCACUGCAGGAGACAUGGACAUACCUUCAACUAUCCUACAAUUUUGACCUCCUAA